Messenger RNA from Oikopleura dioica, 798 nucleotides. Lineage: Eukaryota; Metazoa; Chordata; Appendicularia; Copelata; Oikopleuridae. The record is from the annotation of a GenBank genome assembly.
AUGAACCCCAAGCAGGGCUGGAUUGAAGAGAUGAAAGAAGGUCACUUGGUUCGCGAAUGUUACAAAGAAACCUGCUCGUACGACGAGGCACUGGAAGCGAUUGAGUCGAUUAGUGACACAAAAGUCUUUUGGGAAAUGUUCACUGAUCCUUGCAAGAAACUGAAUCCCUGCGGCGCGCAUAAGUGCAACGACAUGAGCAGGGGUCACUUCGCCUGUCAAUGCGAAGAGGGCUUCGACGGAUUCAGCUGCGAUCACGACUGCUCGAGCAAGAACAAGCCGCUCACGGUCAAUUUGAAAGAGGAGAACUUUGGCGCUUCGUCGUUUAUUCCAUCCGAUAAGAACGGAGUUGGAUACGAGCCGUUUAAUGCCAGAUGGAAUCAAGCUCUUGGAUACUUUCAUGUUCCAACUGGUGGAUUUCCCAAUGUUUGGAAGCCGCAAAUUGACGAUACAGAGCCGUAUUUGUGGAUCGAUUUGGGCGAAAGAAGAACAGUUUUCAGCAUGGCAUUGCGCUCAGGAUACCACAAAGGAUCUAUCUGUGCUCCAAAUACUGUAGAAGUGGUGUUCGACAAGAAGAAAAAUUUCUUGGAAGAAAUAAACGGACACGUCUAUAAAGUGGAUAACACGACGGUUGAGCCCCAGCAGAUUACACUGAACAAGCCGGUAUAUGCGCAAUUUAUUGCAAUCAGACCGCGAUUCACAGUCGACCCUGAUCCCGCGAUUCCUCCCUGUUUGGCAGUCGAAUUCUACGGCCGUGGCGGGGCAAAUCCUGCGCCCGACAACUGCAAAAAUCAAAGUUGA